AAAUGAAACCAUCGUCUUGAAGUCUGCGACGCUUUACGCUUUACUUCCAGAAGCACACUUUCUCAAAAAUGCCGCCAAAAUCUUGCGCCCCGCGGUCGAAGCGUGUCAAAGCGUUCGUCGUUGUUGAAGCAUUUCUUGUCAGCUGGUUGUGGUGGACCUCUUUACUUCUAUUGUGCUUCUGCUGUCCUGUUGUUUUUGCUGCAGUUGAGUUGGUUCCAUCAUCAUGACGAGUCGUCUGAUCUAUUUGUUGCAAUGCAUGGGGCCUCGUGCCGUCAGAACAUCCACAGCGGCCAAUUCUUGGGCCAACGUGAGUCUGUGGAAUCGUUUCUUGGAAGAACGGGAAGCAGAAGAAGAAGAGAAUUUGGAAAUUAUUGCCGAUGCUCUGGUGAAUCUUCAUUUUGACAGCGACAAUGGUCAGGAAGCCAUACGGCCUGUCGAGGGAGAAGAAGCCGUGGAAGCACGUCGUCGUUUCAUUCAAGAACAUUACCGUCGUAAUCGAGCAGGAGGAGAUGCAUUGCGUCGUCCAAACGAUCCCGUACUCGAUCGUUGGGAAAUUGCCGCCGUCGGUGCCAUUGCCGCACAACGAGAACAGCGUCAAUUGAAUCAACCCAAUUUGGAUGUUCCCGUGGGACAGGAGUAUGUCUACAGGGCGCAGUAGUCAACAAACAAAAUUCAGUCAAAAGAGUGCGAGUGACAUCACCGCAACAUCUCUCACGAACAUUUUGUGGAGAAACAACAACAAUUUUUAGAAUCAAAUCGAGGAGAGGCGAUCCUCCUCGUCAGCCAUCAUCCCACACCGUCGUAAAUUAGUCCUAGCUAGCCAGUAGUAUCAAUCCAUUUUGUGGCAAGAUUGAAUUAGGUUUUUUACAAGCACUCC
Messenger RNA from Seminavis robusta, 877 nucleotides. NCBI's taxonomy places the organism in Eukaryota, Bacillariophyta, Bacillariophyceae, Naviculales, Naviculaceae. The record is from the annotation of a GenBank genome assembly.